AUGAGAGAUGGAAGGUAUAAUAGAAGUAAGACUGACACUAUAGGUGGAGGUUUAAGUGGCAUUGGAACUAAUUUGGGUGGCACAUUCGGGAGUGUUGGGCCAACUAUUGAGGAAUUGGAUUCGGAUUAUGACAAGCCAUAUGAUUAUGAAAGUGAAGCAUUCAACAGCCCAGUGUCAUCUGAGGAUGAAGGGAGGACUGCAUAUGAUGCCCUUAAUGAAGAAACUGAGUACGGGGAGGUUGAAUUUGAAGUUGGACAAACCUUCACUACAAUGGAAGCAUUCAAAAGUGCACUGAAGGAUUACUUCGUAUAUGAGGGUAAAGAUGUUAUGUAUCUAAAGAAUGAGAAGCAAAGGGUCAGGGCAGCCUGUGCAAGUGAAAAUUGUUCAUGGCUAAUAUUGACAUCAUGGAACAGUGCACAUGGAUGUUUUCAAGUAAAAACUUUGUUCAAUGAGCAUAAUUAUGGGAGGGAUUUCAGCAGCAACCUUGUUGAUAGGCAGUGGAUAACUUUAAAGUUAGUUAAGAGGCUUCUUAUUCAGCCAGACAUGAAGCCAAAGCAAGCUAUGGAAUACAUGAUCAAAGACUACAACAUCCAACUGAGUAGUAAAAUGAUAAGCAAGGCACUUAAGGCAGCUAGGGAGGAGGUAAUUAGCGACGAAGGAACACAAUACGGUAAGAUUAGGGAUUACCUGAUGGAACUGCAUAGGACAAACCCUAGUUCAACUGCAAGAUUAGACAUGAUACCUCAGCCAGAAUCUUUUCCUUUGUUUGAUAGACUAUAUAUAAGUUUGGAUGCUUGCAAGAGGGGCUUUAUAGAAGGAUGCAGGCCUUUGAUUGGAUUAGACGGUUGUUUUCUUAAGGGCUAUUAUGGCGGUCAACUAUUAUCUGCAGUGGGUCAAGAUGGCAAUAACAAUAACCAUUUCUUUGUUAUUGCAUAUGCAGUUGUGCCAAAUGAGUGUAAGAACACUUGA
Messenger RNA from Arachis stenosperma, 969 nucleotides. RefSeq lists its product as uncharacterized. NCBI's taxonomy places the organism in Eukaryota, Viridiplantae, Streptophyta, Magnoliopsida, Fabales, Fabaceae. Bases 1 to 969 code for a protein of 322 amino acids. The transcript has a single exon. The record is from RefSeq and is a predicted model, not a curated record.